AUGCUACUACUAUCGCAAUUUCUCUGCCCAAGUUUGCUGGCCGUGAGCUCUCUACUCACUAGAGCUCAAGCUGCAGGAGAAGGAAGAAAAACCAUCGCCUAUCGAACAGUUUCCCAAGCGGAAGCCGAGGCUAUCAAUCAAAGGAACAAGCCUUCCAGAGAUGAAAGUUACGAUGCAGUACUCAAAGUGAUUGGUCAACUAGGAAGUGGCUUUUAUACGACAAACAAACCUUCUAGCUGGGAAGUUGAGCCCGGCAAAUGGUAUUGUGUCAUCGAAGCGCCUCAUGAAAAGAUUGAGAAUUACCCUAAAAUAUGGAUUCCAGAAUAUUGGGAAAGACCUGUCUCCGGCGAGUUUGAUGAGUAUAUUGACUUAUGGGAACGAGACGAGUCAGUCCUCUUGGAGUACAUCGCGACAAAGACGUCAAAACCCAAAAAGGCCUUGCGCUUUUCAUAUGUCGCAUGGUGGCACGAAACGCUGCUGCAAAUGGUCAUUCCAACUAUAACGCUAGAAAGCAAUGAAUUGGACUUGUGGGCUAAAUGCUUCCCAACAACCAAGGAGCUGGAAGAAUAUUCGAGCGAAACCAUUGACUGGACGAGUUGGGAGAAUAUUAUUGGAGAACCUGGAUAUCCACCUGCACUUUUGCCUAAUUCAUUCGACUAG
Drepanopeziza brunnea f. sp. 'multigermtubi' MB_m1 is the source of this 660-nucleotide messenger RNA. RefSeq lists its product as uncharacterized. NCBI's taxonomy places the organism in Eukaryota, Fungi, Ascomycota, Leotiomycetes, Helotiales, Drepanopezizaceae. The record is from RefSeq and is a predicted model, not a curated record.